AGCGCGGAACGUGCAGGGAAGAUGCUUAGUGGCGGUCUCCGUGGGUACCGCAAUGUCCGCUGCCCCUUCCAUCGGAAUUUUCCCUACGCUGCCUGGUUUCCGCACUGGCGGACGGCUGCGCGGCACCGGGGAGCCGCCAUCGAGACUGCCGCUGCGGAAGCUGCCGUCACCAGCGCGGCACGGGCGGCCGCACCGCCGGGUCCCGUUAGCGAGCCGGUGGCCCCGAUUCCCAUCGCUCGGCACGCGGCGCAGACGCGGCGUCAGUGCGCAGCCAGGCAGCUGGCGACCGGCUCGCUGGCGCCGCACGCCCACCGCCACAGCGACAUGCGCUGGCGCGUGCGACUGCUGCGGAUCUGCCGCAACAAGGUCAAAGGUCCGCUCUUCACCGUCUUCACCAUGUGCUGCGUGCUGCUGGCGCUCUCCACGCUGCAGACGCUGCUCAGUGGCUCACGCCGGAGGCCACUAACCGGUGAGUGCGCGCCGCAGGGCAGCUGACCGGUGAGAGUGCGC
This is a messenger RNA of Pollicipes pollicipes, 510 nucleotides long. RefSeq lists its product as uncharacterized. The transcript has 2 exons. Bases 22 to 495 code for a protein of 157 amino acids. Lineage: Eukaryota; Metazoa; Arthropoda; Thecostraca; Pollicipedomorpha; Pollicipedidae. The record is from RefSeq and is a predicted model, not a curated record.